ACAGUAAUGUCACUGUCGACAUCAUUCCGACCCCAAUCGAUUCUGUUUUACAUGCCUUGCACAUGGGCCUUAUCUUUAGCAAUUGAUGAAGCUGUCGUCAAACAGCCACAGCCAAGCUUGACGGCAUGCACCACUGCGGGCUUGUUCAGGAUACACAGCAUAACUGACAAUGCCCACAAGCUACUGCAAUCCACAUUGUUUGACAGUAUGGUACUUUGGAGGCGAAACACUUGCAUUUACGCCCAGCCGCCCCCACACACCCGGCCGUAAACGAAGACCCCGCGCGGCCAACGCGACAAUUCAUCUCUAUAACGAACCAAUGGGCAU
Messenger RNA from Truncatella angustata, 327 nucleotides. RefSeq lists its product as uncharacterized. Lineage: Eukaryota; Fungi; Ascomycota; Sordariomycetes; Amphisphaeriales; Sporocadaceae. The record is from RefSeq and is a predicted model, not a curated record. The transcript has a single exon. The coding region runs from base 7 to 270 and encodes 87 amino acids.